Molecule: messenger RNA, 1806 nt
Organism: Spodoptera littoralis (African cotton leafworm)
Lineage: Eukaryota; Metazoa; Arthropoda; Insecta; Lepidoptera; Noctuidae
Source: the annotation of a GenBank genome assembly
AUGGCCGAAACGAGUACAAUGAACUCCGAUAAUAAAGUGGAGCAGAACGAGAGGAAACAAGACAUGGAGGAUAUUAAGACCGAGACCGAAGUGCAGGUGAAGCACGAGCAGUUGGAGUGUAUAACGUGCGCGAGCCGCAGCCACGACUGUGUGGAUAUUUACUCCACGAGAACUGUCGCGUCCGGUGCCAAACUCAGCACCUACCUGCACAAAUAUACGCAGAUUGAACUGGUCAGCCUGCAGGCCUGCUCAAAGUACAUGUGCAAGACUUGCUACGACCUCAUCAACGUACUUGAGCAGGCCGAGUUAGAAUACUUUAAGCUUAAAGAAACUUUUGAAGCUAUCAUUAGUAAGAACCCAUUGUUUGAGCCACACGGAGCCCAACCGGUCAAGCUAAACGCAGUAAAAGCUGAAUUUGAAUGUGAUGACGAUGAUGAUGACUAUGUAUGCGACAAUUUGGAUGGAGACGAUUCAGAUGACGAACCACUGGCGACACAGAGUAAACGAAAGAGAUACAAACUUGAAAAGAAAAAGAAAAAAGUAUCUUCAAACAAACGCAAAAGUAAAGCUAACAGUGACAGCUGGAGGUGUGAUGAGUGUGGAGUGAAGGGGUCGUCGGGAGGUGAGGUCGGGCUCGCCGCACACAAGUUGGCCGUACACACACUGGAUGACACCGCUGCCGUGCUGCCUGAGGUCAAAAUUGAGAACUCUGCUGAAGGGUCACAAAGUCCUCUGUAUAAUAAUGGCUACGGGAACUGUCUCAAAGUGGAGAUAGACAAUUGUGAUGACUAUAGUUUAGCUGUGGAUGACCUUAGCAAUGAUGCACAACCUGUCAAAAAGAAACUCCUUGGCCGACCAGUCAAGACUAAAAUGAAAACAACACAGGCCAGGAGUAAAAAAGUAAAAGUCAUCCAUCAGUGUGACCAGUGUGAUGCUAAAUAUUCUUCAUUGGCUCGCCUGGAGCAACACAAACAGAAGCACGACGGGUCGAAGCCGCCGUACAUCUGCGAGGUCUGCGGCGCGCACUACAAGCACAAGCGGGCCUGCGACAUACACAUCGCAUUGCAUAAAGGUAUAAGUGAUUGGAAAUGUGAAGAGUGCAAUAAGUUGUUCCCGUCCAAGAAUGCGCUGCAGAGGCAUAAUAAUAUACAUACUGGCAAGUUGAACUAUCAGUGCGACCUGUGCGGGAAGUCCUUCAUCCACACGUCGUCGUUCAAGAUGCACAAGUUGUCCCACUCGGGGCUGAAGCCCCACGCGUGCGACGUGUGCGGGCUGGCGCUGAUGACGCGCUCGCACCUGAAGCGCCACAAGCGCGUGCACAGCGGGGAGAAGCGCCACGAGUGCGCCGUCUGCGGCAAGCGGUUCUCCGAGCGGUACAACCUCGCCGCGCACGCCAAGUCGCACGACGCGCCCGACGCGCAGGCCGCGCAGCCGCGCAGGCAUCUCUUCCGCUGCCCAUACUGCCCCGAGCGCUUCGAACGACGCUACAUGUUGGAGCGGCACGCGUCGUGCGCGCACGGCCGCACGCUGGAGCGGCCGCCGCCCACGCCGCGCAACACCAUGAGCAAACUGCUCAAGGCGCAGGCACAGCGCGCCCUGCCGCACCACGCCCCGCCCGCCGCGCCCGCCGCGCUCGCCAACGGACAGAAUGCCGAUACAAAAGACGAUCGAAGUUCAGACUCCCGCACCACACCCAUCACUCCUCAAAAACUUAUCGCACAAUUAUCGUCGUCUAGUUCAGUAGUGGGCGGCACGUGGGGCAGUUCGUACGCCGCGGAGUUCCUGCGACACGAGUACCCACACUGA